Aphanomyces astaci is the source of this 1029-nucleotide messenger RNA. RefSeq lists its product as hypothetical. The record is from RefSeq and is a predicted model, not a curated record. Lineage: Eukaryota; Oomycota; Saprolegniomycetes; Saprolegniales; Verrucalvaceae. The transcript has 2 exons. The coding region runs from base 1 to 1029 and encodes 342 amino acids.
AUGACCAACUUUACCGUCACCGAGUUCGAGUCCCUGUGGGCGAUGGUGGAGGAUGCUAUGAACCCUGCGUGGAUGGAAGGUCGUGGCCGGCGCUCAACGACUAGCCCCAAGGACGCGCUAUUUAUGGCCCUCACCGCACCAACCUUCGAAAAGCUGUUCAUGCGCGUCCUACACGCUGUUCAGCCUAUGCUCUACGGCGAGUUGAUUCGAGUUCCAUCCAUGUCCGACAUGUCCAACUCGAAUCGACUAUUUGACCACUUUACGUACGCGUUGUAUGCAGUUGAUGUGAAGUUUCAGCCAGCACAGCGUCCAACGGGACGCUUGGCGGAGCAGAAACAUUACUUCAGCGGGAAGCACCAUCAAUACGGUUACAAGAUCGAGGCAAGCGUGUCACUGGAAGGCCAAUGUGUGGCAAUGACCGAGAGCUUCCUAGGAUCUGUGCAUGACCUGACGAUAUUGCACACCCGCACUGCCAUUCACGCGACCAACCUGUUGAAGUCGGCGGGUGAGCAGGAUGUGCCAAACUAUGGUGGUUUUAGUACGCAGUACUGGGGGUUGUGGGAGUGUUUGGUCGACAUGGGCUACAUCGGAAUUGCCCACUCUCUGCGGGGUAUUCAUCCCAAGCGUCGCGAGGUGCAUGGCGUAUUGGAUGCCCAUGACAUGGAUCGAAACCACGACAUCUCCUCCGAUCGGGUGGUUGUGGAGAACUUUUUCGGUCGCAUAUGCACUCUCUGGAAGAUUUCGUUGGCUACGUACACUUGGGGUGAUAAAAACUACAACACGAUCCAGCGCACGACGUUCGCAUUGACGAACUUCCACCUCUCGUUGAUGCCAUUGCGCGCGGAGGACGAAGAGUUUUACAUGUCUGUAAUUGCUCGUUACGAGCAGAUGGCGAAUGAGAAGAAGCGCAAGCGCAGUGAAGCUCAACGCCGCUAUCGUUUGAAUCGCCAAGAGAGAUUGUCCAUUGACAGCAACCGCGCUACACGCUUUCUGUCGCCAUCGAUGAAUCGUUCGAACAGCAACUAUUAG